AUGUGUUUCCCAAUGAAGAAAGACAUUAACUUGGUGAAGGCGUUAGUCCCCGCUGUGGUUAUUGAAGCUCCACCAAACACGGUUUUCCUAGACAUUGAUGAUUGUGGUGGCUCAUCACCUGGCUCGUCAUAUGAUAUUGGAUUUUGGAUGGUUGUGAAAUCAUGCCACAGAACAAUAUGGUUGUGCUUGAUGAGGAUUUUGAUCUAUAGGAAGAAUCUGACUGUUUCAACACACCUGCACCAAGGCCCUGCUCGUCCGGUUAAGGUAGAUAGGGGUAAGGGAAUAAUGUUGGAGGAUGAAGGACAGUGCAUGCCAUUGUUGGGCCUUACAAUGGGUCCAGUAUGUAUCGGUAUGGCCGGAAAGGGAAAAGUAGAUACUAUGGACAGCGACCUAGCUGGCAGCUCAUCUGAUGAAAACAUCUUCCUUGGUGCGUGUAGGAUCUAA
Molecule: messenger RNA, 444 nt
Organism: Arabis nemorensis
Lineage: Eukaryota; Viridiplantae; Streptophyta; Magnoliopsida; Brassicales; Brassicaceae
Source: the annotation of a GenBank genome assembly